Terrapene triunguis (Three-toed box turtle) is the source of this 6781-nucleotide messenger RNA. RefSeq names its product platelet derived growth factor receptor alpha (gene PDGFRA). Bases 174 to 3434 code for a protein of 1086 amino acids. The transcript has 23 exons. The record is from RefSeq and is a predicted model, not a curated record. Lineage: Eukaryota; Metazoa; Chordata; Testudines; Emydidae. Gene Ontology annotation, cellular component: signaling receptor complex. Gene Ontology annotation, molecular function: platelet-derived growth factor binding; platelet-derived growth factor alpha-receptor activity; ATP binding. Gene Ontology annotation, biological process: platelet-derived growth factor receptor signaling pathway; positive regulation of kinase activity; multicellular organism development.
UCGAAUCAAUUACAAGACGCGGUCUCUGAGAGCACUGCAGUCUGAACUGGAGGGAACGAGGGAGGAGGAGGAGGAGGAGGAGGAAAAGUCAGAGAGGACGUGGACAUAUUUUUGACUCUUUCUCUAGACUUUUCAUUGCGGAUUAACGUGUGAACGGGAAGUUGUCCGCAGUGAUGGGUACUUCCCCAAAGACAUUCCUGCUCCUGGGAUGUCUCCUGACAGGACCAUGGCUAACUUUCUGCCAGCUUCCAUUGCCGACUGUUCUUCCGAAUAGAGAUGAAAUGGUCGUGCAACUGAAUGCCUCGUUUACUCUGAAAUGCUCUGGAGACAGCGAAGUGACCUGGCAAUACCCAAUGGCUGAAGGAAGCCACAGAAUAGACAUUAGAAAUGAAGAGAACAACAGUGGUCUCUUUGUGACUUUGCUGGAAGUGGGGAAUGCCUCAGCUGCUCAUACCGGAUUAUACACUUGUUACUACAAUCAUACUCAAGAGGAGGACGGGGAGGUGGAGGGGAAGGAUAUCUACAUCUAUGUGCCUGAUCCAGAUAUACCCUUCGUUCCUCUACUACCAGAGGAUCAAUUCAUCCUAGUAGAAGAUGGUGAUUCCACCAUUAUCCCUUGUCGUACAAGUGACCCUAAUGCUCAAGUAGCUUUAGUUAACAGUGAAGCCAAGGUCGUAUAUGCCUAUUAUGACAGCAAACAAGGCUUCCUAGGAAAUUUUCCUGCAGGCUCAUACACAUGCCAAACAACUGUUAAAGAAGUGGAGUUCAAGUCAGAUCAGUUUUUCAUCUACAUUUUGAAAGCUACUUCAGAGCUGCCAGUUGAGAUUGAGGCCCUUAAAACUGUAUAUAAAACAGGCGAAACGAUUGUUGUAACUUGUGUGGUCUUUGACAACGAGGUGGUUAAUUUACAGUGGAAUUAUCCAGGGAAAGUGAAAGAAAAAGGUGUGAUAAAAGUUGAUGACAUUAAAGUUCCCUCCCAGAAGCUGGUUUACACUUUGACCAUUCCUGAGGCUUCAGUGAAAGAUACCGGGGAUUAUGAAUGUACGGCCCGACAUGCAACCAAGGAGGUUAAAGAAAAUAAGAGAGUAGUCAUUACAGUUCAUGAUAAAGGAUUCAUUCAUCUGGACCCCCAAUUUAGCCCUUUGGAAGCUGUCAAUUUACAUGAGGUCAAAAAUUUUGUAGUGGAUGUGCAGGCGUACCCAGCUCCAAAAAUGUUCUGGCUAAAGGACAAUGUGACUCUGACUGAGAAUCUUACAGAGAUUGUUACCAGUUCAAACAAGAUCAAUGAGACAAGGGUCCAGAGUAUAUUAAAACUGAUUCGGGCCAAGGAAGAAGACAGUGGAGAUUAUACUUUGGUUGCUGAAAAUGGAGAAGAGACUAAAAGCUAUACUUUCUCAUUGCUAAUACAAGUUUCAGCUUCAAUUCUAAAACUGGUGGAUCACCACGGCUCUGGAGGGGGACAGACGGUCCAAUGCUUGGCACAAGGGACGCCUUUCCCUGACGUGGAAUGGCUGAUUUGCAAGGACAUUAAAAAAUGCAGUAAUGAUACCUCGUGGAUGCUUCUGACUAACAACAUCUCAAAUAUACACAUGGAGGCUCAUCGGGUUGAUAAGGACCAGGUGAAAAGCCAGGUGACCUUCCAAAAGGUAGAAGAAACCCUGGUAGUACGGUGCAUGGCGAGGAACACUCUUGGUGCCGUUACUCGGGAACUGAAGCUUGUGGCUCCUACAUUGCGAUCAGAAUUAACUGUGGCUGCAGCAGUCCUAGUGUUAAUAGUGAUUGUGAUUAUUUCACUGAUUGUCCUGGUCAUCAUAUGGAAACAGAAACCAAAGUAUGAGAUAAGAUGGAGAGUAAUUGAGUCUAUCAGCCCUGAUGGCCAUGAGUACAUUUAUGUGGACCCAAUGCAACUGCCCUAUGACUCAAGAUGGGAGUUUCCUAGAGAUGGAUUAGUACUUGGUCGAAUCCUUGGUUCAGGCGCGUUUGGGAAAGUAGUUGAAGGAACUGCGUAUGGAUUAAGUCGCUCUCAACCAGUGAUGAAGGUAGCUGUGAAAAUGCUGAAACCCACAGCUAGAUCCAGUGAAAAACAGGCACUAAUGUCUGAACUGAAGAUAAUGACACAUCUUGGGCCUCAUUUGAACAUUGUGAAUCUCUUAGGAGCUUGUACUAAAUCAGGUCCAAUUUACAUCAUUACUGAAUACUGCUUUUAUGGGGAUUUGGUAAACUACCUGCAUAAAAACAGGGAUAAUUUCCUGAGCCGACAUCCAGAAAAGCCAAAGAAGGACUUGGACAUUUUUGGGAUGAACCCAGCUGAUGAAAGCACAAGAAGUUAUGUCAUUUUAUCCUUUGAAAACAAUGGCGAAUACAUGGACAUGAAACAAGCUGAUACGACUCAGUAUGUGCCAAUGCUGGAACGGAAGGAGGGUUCUAAGUAUUCGGAUAUCCAGAGAUCAAUGUAUGAUCGGCCUGCUUCAUAUAAGAAAAAAUCUGUGUCAGAACCAGAAGUCAAAAAUCUGCUUUCUGACGACAAUUCUGACAGCCUCAGUUUGCUGGAUUUACUAAGCUUCAUGUACCAAGUUGCACGGGGGAUGGAGUUCUUGGCUUCUAAAAAUUGUGUGCACCGUGACUUGGCAGCUCGUAAUGUCCUUCUGGCUCAAGGAAAAAUUGUGAAGAUCUGUGACUUUGGUCUGGCUAGGGACAUCAUGCAUGAUUCCAACUAUGUCUCCAAAGGCAGCACUUUUCUCCCAGUGAAAUGGAUGGCACCUGAAAGCAUUUUUGACAAUCUGUACACAACAUUAAGUGAUGUCUGGUCUUAUGGCAUUCUGCUGUGGGAGAUAUUUUCUCUUGGUGGCACACCAUACCCUGGCAUGAUGGUUGAUUCUUCUUUCUACAACAAGAUAAAAAGUGGCUACCGAAUGGCAAAACCUGACCAUGCUACCAGUGAAGUGUAUGAGAUUAUGGUGAAAUGUUGGAACAGCGAACCGGAGAAAAGACCUUCUUUUUACCAUUUGAGUGAAAUUGUGGAGAAUCUGUUGCCUGGCGAAUACAAGAAGAGCUAUGAAAGGAUUCAUCUGGACUUCCUGAAAAGCGACCACCCAGCGGUCACACGCAUGAGAGUGGACUGUGACAACACCUACAUCGGUGUCACUUACAAGAAUGAAGACAAGCUAAAGGACAGGGAGAGUGGAUUUGAUGAGCAGAGGUUGAGCGCUGACAGUGGCUACAUCAUCCCCCUGCCCGACAUUGAUCCCGUCUCCGAAGAUGAACUUGGCAAAAGGAACAGGCACAGUUCCCAGACAUCUGAAGAAAGUGCCAUUGAGACUGGUUCAAGCAGCUCUACCUUUAUCAAGCGAGAGGAUGAGACCAUUGAGGACAUUGACAUGAUGGAUGACAUUGGAAUAGAUUCCUCAGACCUGGUUGAAGACAGCUUCCUGUAAUUCACAUGGAAUUAAUGGACAUCUUUGAACUAUGUCACAAGAGAAGCUCGCCAUGUGAUCUAAGGACUUUUUACUCUGUAGAGAAAACCACUUUAUUUCAAUGCAAAGGAUGUAAGGAAAGCAGAGAUUUGUUUCCAGCGCACAGAGGUCAUCCUGAAUAUGAAAGAGUGAGACAUGCUGAAGUCAGCUUUUCAGUGUUGCUUUUUGUAGUACUUCAGUAGCAUCUCAGUGGUUUUUGCAGUUUGAAUAGGUGGAAGGACAAAGGCCAUAAACAGACCAGUUUUGUGUUUCAAGGGCAUUCAUGACUCUGAUGGAUAGAAUUUCCACUGCAGCAAAACGUCAUCAUUGUAAUUAUGUAAAUAACUGUCUGCUCAAGGAUCUUUUGAGGUGUGCAUUGAAUAUAUUCUGUGGACUUAGAAGAGAUCACUCAAGAUUUCUGUGUACUUUGCCACUUAAUCUCAAUAUCAGCUGCUGCUGAACUAUCAUGUGAAUGAAGUACACGCAAAAACCACUUUUGAAACUUAAAGGUACUGGAACUACAUAACAUUUUACUUUUUACAGUUAAUGCAAAUAAAAGGGAAUAAUAAUAAUAAUUAAUUAAUUAAAAAGCCUUCUAUAAUAGGUGUUAGAAGCCUAGUGAGUCUUUAUAGAAGAUAGCUGUUUUAAUAAUACGACUAGUACUGUCAGUAACACUAACUGUAUAGUUUAUAACUCAUUGUCCUUCAGCAAAAGCACAGUUUUUAAAAACUUUAAAUAGGUAAAGAGAUUUAAGAUUCAAAAUGUUUAUAUGAAACAAUUGUUGUAUUUGACUGUAUACAAUAUGAUAAUGGCUCUGGUGAGCUAAAACUAGUUUCACAUGUAGAAAAGAAUUUUGUGUCUUCUAAAACGUGAAGAGUUAGUUUUCCAGCAUCGGAUGAGUGGCUUUCCUAAUAAGAUGUUCUAAAAACAAUUAAUCACCCUUUGAUUUACUGAGGUUUUUUACAUUUAAAGCUAUUUUUAAACCUUUCAUUAAUUUACACAUUGUUUCCCAAGUUACUGUAAAAGGGAAGUAUGACUAAUCAAUAGCAACAUCAUUGUUAGUGUUUAAAUAAUAAUUUGCGCAUCUGUUCAAAAGAGAGCUUAUUUUGGGGUCAAAUGUGAAUAACUGAUUUGAUAUUUGAACUGUUCUGGAAGCAAACAAGGUAGCCUUGUUUCUUAGCCUGAGACUCCAGAUUAAAUUUGCAGUCAUCAUUUUGCAACACAUGUUAUUAUCUUAGUUUUCAGGUUUCUAUAGACGCAGAGGAAGCUGGCUCUGUUAUCUUUACCAACCGUAACUAAGACAAGUCAUUGCUUUCAAGUGUGUUGGUUAUUUUGGUCUGACUCCUUUACUUAGAAAAGAGGGAGUACAAAAAUUUAAUCCACUCUUGGUUCUGCAAUACUUGUUUGUUGACAUCAUAUGUCUGUAGAAUGUGCUAUGAUUGCUGCUGUCACUAUAUGAUGUGUUAUUGAUACGUGAUGCUUUGGAAGUCUUACAGAUGAAAAUAAGAUACAUGCCAAUUAUGGGCCAAAUCCUGUUUGGUGCUCAGCUUUUAAACUCAGUAGGAGUUGAGUGCACUGAGCACCUCACAGAAAGUGCUCAGUACCGGAGAUGACACAAUCAACACAAAUGAGAUCCAAACUCAAAGCUUGUGUGGGAAUUUUUUUCCUAUUACAUGUGGAAGUGGGACCACCAGUGAGUGACUAAACAGAACAAAGUGAUUGGAUUCUGAAUAACAAAUUAAAACUAAACUUGAAGGACCAGUUAAGCCCUCAGAAAUGCUGUGCACCUCCUCUUGACUUUACUUAUUACGGAGAGUUGUGGGUGAGCAGAGGAGAGCAAAAUUUGGUCCCAAAUGUAGUACUGCCAUUAUUACAGAUAAAUCAGUGUAGGUUUGAAUUUCAGCAUUUCACAUAGCUAAGGCUACAUGCCAAACUAUGCAUGCAUGCAGUUAUGAAUGCAAAUGAGGCAUUUGCAAACAAAAGCCAGAUAAAUUCAAAUUGGAAGUAAGGCACAAAUUUUUACCAAGGAGGGUGAUUAACCACUGGAAAAAACUACGAAGGGAAGUGAUAGAUUCUCAAGCUCUUGAUGGCUUCAGAUCAAGUCUGGAUGUCUUUCUGGAAGAUAUGCUUGCAGUAAACUCAAACUAUUUUUUAGUCAAACACAAGUGAGUGGGCUCAACACAGGGGUAACUGGAUGAAAUUUAAGAGCCUGGGACAUACCGGAAGUCAAACUAGAUGACCUAAUUUUCCCAUCUUGCCUUAAACUCUUUGAAUCUAUGAAACACAAAUGGCCUAUUAGAUAGCUGAAGGGUCAUUUGCACUUCUUAUUUUGUGCCAGGGCUGAGCACGGGCACCUCUGGGCUUGCUAUGUCAGUUAUGAAAGUUAAAAAACAAUGCUUGAGCCCCGGUACCUAAUUGCUGGAGCCCCAGCACCUCUUUCAUUACAAAUUAAGGACUGGCCAAUUGAGACCACAAAUUUGUGUGUACUGUCACAUAACUUCAUGUUCAAAUUAGGCAAGCAUUUUUGUAUAUGACCCAUGUUUCAUCGUGUUUGAAAAUCAGGCCAUGUAGGUUCAGUGAUACCAAAAGAUAGGUCACGUAACAUUCUUAUAUUGUCUCCCUUCCUCUUGUUGGUUUCAUGCUGAAUCUCACAACACAUCUUGGGACUGGACCUAUGCUUUAAAUCGGCACCAAAACAUUUAUUGGCUAUCUAGUCCCAUUGCAAUCUUAAGCCCCUCAGUCCUGCGAUGAGUUGCAUGUAGAUGGAAGCCUGUUGUGCAGAACCCCAUUGAAGAAAGCGGAGCUCAGUGCCGGUGAAGGGGUCUGUCCAACCACAGCUCAUUGCAGGAUUGGGGCCAGAGAUACUCGCCUGGAAAAAAUUAUUUGGAUUGUAGUAUAAUGGGGAGUUGUUUUGUUUUAUGUUUUCAGCAUUGCAGAUUUUUUUUCUUUUAUGGCUUAAUUUUGAGAAGCCACCAGAAGAGAAAUUCCCAGUUCCUUCUGUAUAAUGACAAUCAAAACUUUCCUAUGAAACACAAUUUCUUAUUUUGAAUGGCCAAUCAAAUCCUUAAAAUUUGGGGUGCAACUUGUACAAAAUGGUCCUAUUAUAUGAUGAAGGACAUAAGAUAUGGUGAUGUUAUACAUCAAUAUGUAUAUAUGUAUUUUUAUAUAGACUUCUAGGAUACUGCCAAAACAUUUAUGACAAGCUGUAUCACUGCCUUUCUUUAUAUUUUUUUAACUGUGAUAUAAUCCACAGGCACGUUAACUGUUGCACUUUUGAAUGUCCAAAAAUUAUAUUUUAGAAUAAUAAAAAAAAAGUAAGUGUUUCCAAA